GGGUUCACCCUUUUUUAGGAGUUUCCCGGGUAUUUAGCGGAUCAAAAACUCUCCAUAAACCCUAAUUCCCAACUUCAAUCCCGUUCUCCCCCUCUUUCUCAUGCAAACUAAGGACAUGCGUGCAUUUCGGUCGCUCCACCUCUGCAAAAAUCUCCGAACUCUCUCCUCCCAAUAUCCCAACCCUAUCAUCACUUGCUGCAAAUCUCGUAAUUACCCGCAGUUUCCUAAGAAAUUUCACUCCACUCGCCACCGCCGAUUCCCCUCCUCUACCACGGCAGAUGAAUCGGCCGCGUCCAGCUGGUCGGUUUUCCCGCAUUCGCCGCGGCCUGUCGACUCCCCCUCUCGACAAAAUACUACAGUUCAAACUGUUUACGACCCGUCCACUGGCCGUCUCGUCACCAAUCGAGAAUAUAACGGCGGGGAAGAAUCCGGUCCUGUUGUUGAAAAAGCUGAAAAUCCCCCGAACGUCGAAGUUGGUACCAGAGUCUACGGAGAUAUUAUAGGGAGCAGUAGAGUCAGUAGCAGCAUUAGGAAGAAGGGGAAGAGUAGGAUUGUUCAUGUUUGUGAGAGUUGUGGAUACUCGGACGGGCAGUGGUGGGGCACGUGUAAGCAUUGCGGGGAAAUCGGCACAAUGAAGCCGUUUACCACCGAGAGUGCCAACAGGAAAGUGAGUGGGAUUCAGGUGUCAGAAAAUGUGGUGAGAUCCUGGCUGCCGAAGGAGGCGGGUGGUCCAACCCCUAUCAAGUUGACUGAUGUGUAUGGUCAGAUUGACGAAUCGAAUUGGCGAAUACCUUUGCCUGGAGUAUUUGGAGCUGAAGUGGAAAGAGUUCUUGGUGGCGGUUUAGUCCCAGGUUCUCUAGUAUUAGUCGGUGGAGAUCCAGGUGUUGGUAAAAGUACACUAUUGUUGCAGAUUGCAGCACUAAUAGCAGAAGGGAAUGCUGCAGAUGUUCCAGCUCGAGCUAUAUAUGUCUCGGGGGAAGAGAGUGUAGAGCAAAUUGGAAAUAGAGCUGACCGUCUUUGUAUCAAGACAGAAGAACUUUUUCUGUAUUCAAGUACAAACAUUGAGGAUAUUCUGGAACAGGCCAAGCGUCUUUCACCGAGGGUUGUAGUCAUUGAUUCUAUUCAGACAGUCUAUUUAGAGGGAGUGACUGGAAGUGCUGGAGGUGACGUGCAGGUGAAAGAAUGCACUUCUGCAUUACUACGGUUUGCUAAGAAGACAAACAUUCCUGUACUUUUGAUUGGACAUGUAACUAAAACUGGAGACAUAGCUGGACCUCGUGUCUUGGAGCACAUUGUGGAUGUUGUUUUAUAUAUGGAGGGUGAGAAAUAUUCAUCACAUCGAUUGCUUAGAUCAGUGAAGAAUCGAUUUGGCUCCACAGAUGAACUAGGAGUUUUCAAAAUGUCAGUGUCCGGACUGCAAGGAGUUCCAAAUCCCAGCGAGAUGUUCUUAAGUGAGCAGCACUCUGAUUCAGACUACCUAGCUGGGUUGGCUGUAGCUGUAAUUAUGGAUGGAUCUCGAGCAUUUCUUAUUGAAGUCCAGGCAUUAUGUGUAGCUGGCUCAUCAGUUCAGAGGCAUGUUAAUGGUGUUCAAGGUAGCAGAGCUGACAUGAUUAUUUCAGUUAUUAUAAAGCAAGCUGGUCUCAAGCUGCAAGAGAAUGGCAUCUUUCUUAAUGUCGUUAGUGGGGCUACCUUGACUGAGACAGCUGGGGAUCUAGCAAUAGCAGCCGCAAUUUGCAGCAGCUUCUUGGAAUUCCCCAUACCCAAUGGCAUAGCAUUUGUUGCGGAAGUUGGUCUUGGUGGUGAACUUCGCCUGGUACCUCAACUGGAGAAAAGGGUCAACACCCUGGCAAAGCUAGGAUAUAAGAAGUGUAUUGUCCCUAAGUCGGCCGAGAAGUCUUUCACAGACCUGCAGCCACAGGGUAUGCAAAUCUUGGGAUGUAAGAAUUUAAAGGAGAUGAUUAACACUGUCUUCACAUAAAGCUGACAAAGAUCUUUGCAGAGGUCGUCUCUUUACCACCUACACUCUAGCAGCGCAGAAUUUGGUGUACAUAUUACAGCUGUAAAAUUGUCCGCUAUAGUAUCUUGUAGUUUUCCCUGGUUAAAGUAAUGUUUUGUUCAGCACCAUUGAAGGCAAUUCCCCUCUUUUAUGGACUCUAAAUUUACAAUCAACCGUUCUGGACGAGAAAUGGUUCCUUGUAAUAUUGUUUAUUUGUGUUACUGUCGCCAUGUACAAGCAGUUAAUGGUUCA
Sesamum indicum (sesame) is the source of this 2248-nucleotide messenger RNA. Its product is annotated as DNA repair protein RadA-like protein. Lineage: Eukaryota; Viridiplantae; Streptophyta; Magnoliopsida; Lamiales; Pedaliaceae. Gene Ontology annotation, molecular function: damaged DNA binding; ATP-dependent DNA damage sensor activity; ATP binding. The record is from RefSeq and is a predicted model, not a curated record. Gene Ontology annotation, biological process: recombinational repair.